UAUAUGAUCAACGGAUAAAGACAUUGAAAUACAUAUUUAUAAAUUCUUAUAAAUUAAUUUUCUUACAGUUUAGUAAAAAUUUAAAAAUGCAUUCUUCUAGAUUUAUAGUACCUUCUCAAUUAUUAAUAUCAAUUAAACUUUUGUCUACAUUCACACAAUUAAAGGAGAAGUAUAUAUAAAAACCUAAAACGAAUAAAUAUUGGAUUUAUAACAUAUUCGUCAUUCCAGAAUGACGAAUGAAGAAUUAAUUUACAUCCGGUUUAUAACGCAAUGUUCAGUCAUCGCAUUUCUUUUAUUAAUAAGAAGUGGGGACAGAAACAAUUUUGGUGCCAUCUCCGAUCUUUCUAGACUGUUCCUGUCCAAUCAAAGGAGAAAUGCCAGAUGUAAACGGUAAUCACGUGAGCAAAGUCUGAUUUAUGGUAUCUUUAAAUAUUCCUCGCUUUCCUAUUCCAUCCUCAGUUUCUGUAAGAGUAGAAAUGUAGUAGGAGUCGUUGUGCGGUGCUAUCAAAUUAUCCUUAAAUCUCAACAAUUAUUAUUAGGGAUAUAAGAUUAUUUUCAUUAUAUUUAAGUUGUUUAUAUAUAUUCUUAUUGAUACAAUUCAUCAUGUAUUUCACUAUAAUAUUAAUUAUUAUUCUAACAAUUUUAUUUGGACUAUACUAUGGAAUAGCAGAAUACUUUUUAAAUAAAUUACAUAUGUUAAAUAUUAUCAACGGCAUUCCUGGACCAAAAGCAUUUCCUAUAAUAGGAAAUGCUCAUUUGUUUAUUGGCGACACAACAGCUCUAUGGAAGCAUAUACUAAAUCUAGGUAAGAAUUAUCAAUUAUUGUGGCGUGUAUGGAUAGGAACGAAAUUAUUUUUAGUAAUAGAAAAUCCUGAAUAUAUCAAGACUUUACUCAAUAAUCCAAAUAUUACUGAUAAGAGCCAGGAAUAUGAAAAAUUGAAACCUUUUGUAGGCAAUGGUUUGUUUACUGCUCCAGCAUCAGUAUGGGAUUCACAUCGAAAAGUUUUAAAUAAAAUGUUCCUUAUGAAAAAUAUAAAGUCACAUAUGGAUGUAUUUGUUCAUCAUUCUAUCGCAUUAAUGGAAAAAAUAGAAUCUAUUGUUGAAGAAGAAUUAGACAUUUUUGAUUAUGUCUUUCGCUGUACUUUGGAUAUAAUAUAUGAUGCCAUGCUGGAUACGCAACUAAAUUCGCUGACAAAUCCUGAUUGUAAAUUAGCUGAAUCAAUUAUAUGUGGGAUGGAUAUAGCAACACAAAGAAUCCUUAAAUUAUGGUUACAUCCGAACAUAAUUUUUUAUAACACUGCAAGUGGAAAGAAAUUUCAAGAGUGCUUGGCUCACCUGGAUAACAUAACAUACAAGAUAAUCAAAGAAAAAAUGGAAUCUAUGUUAAAAAGUAAAAUUAAUCGGCAAUUGACGGCGGAAAAGUCAGGAGAAAAACAGAAGACACUUUUCGAUUUUUUAUUCGAGUUAUCAAACGAAGGAGAAGUAUAUACGGAGAAAGAGACCCGCGAUGAAAUUAAUACAUUAAUUAUAGCUGGAAGUGAAACUUCAGCCACAACCAUUAGCUUUGUCCUCUUAAUGCUUGCAACAUUCCCGGAAAUUCAAGGCAAAGUAUAUGAGGAAGUAAAUCGAUUUUACUGCUCGGACGAUCCGAAAUGUGUUCCAAUGACAUAUAAUGAUAUUAAAAGUAUGAAACUUUUGGAACGUGUGAUCAAGGAAACGUUACGUCUCUUUCCUGCAGGUUCUCUCAUUGCCCGGAAAGUAACGCAAGAUAUAAAAGUUUCUAAAAAUUGGACUAUACCAAAAGGAUGUUCAGCAGUAUUUCUCAUCUAUAAACUACAUAGAAGCGCAAAAUAUUGGCCACGGCCAUUAGUAUUUGAUCCUGAUAGGUUCCUACCAGAAAAGAAUUGUUCUACCUGUUUCUUUCCAUUUAGUUACGGUCGAAGAAAUUGCAUAGGUCAACAUUUCGCUAUGCUGGAGAUGGCAACAGUAAUCGCUACACUGAUAAAAAGAUUUAGAGUUACAAUAGACAAGCCAGUAGAAAUUGCAAAAAUUGAUGUAAAGUUGAGCAUCACAUUAAAACCAUCGAAACCAAUAAGAUUAAAGUUUGAAAGAAGAAAUUAAUCAAAACAUCGAAUACACAUGCAUGAAUAUAUAUAUAAUACAUAAUUAAUAUAUUUACACCUAACGAAUUCUGUGAGUAAUAGCAUCCAAUCUGUAGUAGAAUCAUAUUAUUAUCUGUAAAAAAUAAAAACCGUCUACUUUUCAUUUCAUAUAA
This is a messenger RNA of Vespa mandarinia (Asian giant hornet), 2275 nucleotides long. Its product is annotated as cytochrome P450 4C1-like. NCBI's taxonomy places the organism in Eukaryota, Metazoa, Arthropoda, Insecta, Hymenoptera, Vespidae. The record is from RefSeq and is a predicted model, not a curated record. Gene Ontology annotation, molecular function: heme binding; oxidoreductase activity, acting on paired donors, with incorporation or reduction of molecular oxygen; iron ion binding.